AUGGUUAGCGUUGCCGGGGGCCCCGCAACAAGCGGUAAUCAAAAGGUUGUUCAGCAAUAUUCAACUUUGGUGACUCAUUCAGACAAUGGUGGGUUUAUCAGCUGUGUUCGGUCCGGCUCUCUCCCCUCAUGGCAUCAUGACAUUCGGCGGUCCGCUGGCCGCUACGUGAUGGCGUGUCAUUGGUUGACUUCAUUGGUUGAUAAGGCUGGAUGCGCAAUCCCAUUCAACGAACUACGUGGCUCAAUAUUUCAACAGCAAAGACAGAAAGCUGUGGCACAAUUGAGGCAGGAGUUUCCAUUGGGCGCCUUCACAUAUGUUGAUAUCUACAAAUUAAAAUAUACCAUGUUUCACGAUGGAGCCAAGCACGGUUUCACCGAAACGAUAAAGAAUUGCUGUGGUUUUGGUGGAAGGUAUAAUUUCAACUUGAAACAGGGCUGUGGAUCAACGGAAAUUGUGAAUGGGACGCAGGUGGUGUUGGGAAAGGCAUGUGACAAACCAGGAGAAUAUGUUGUUUGGGAUGGAGUACACUUCACUGAAGCAGCUAACAAAUUUAUCUACAACAAUAUUGUUAGUGGAGCUUAUUCGGAUCCCCCUGUUCCUUUGGAUAUGGCUUGCCACAGAAUGGAUUGAGCCAGCUAGUUUUCAUUUCUGUUUAUGCACAGGCUAGCUAGAUUUUCCAUCUUCUCUUGUUAGCAAUGCACAUUUUAGUUGAAAAUAAUUAAUAAAAUUUGGAAGCAGUUUCUUAGUUCU
Messenger RNA from Pistacia vera, 750 nucleotides. Its product is annotated as esterase-like. The record is from RefSeq and is a predicted model, not a curated record. Bases 1 to 630 code for a protein of 209 amino acids. Gene Ontology annotation, molecular function: hydrolase activity, acting on ester bonds. The transcript has 3 exons. Lineage: Eukaryota; Viridiplantae; Streptophyta; Magnoliopsida; Sapindales; Anacardiaceae.